AUGCAAAGAUCCAUUUUUAAGUCAAGAUUCUUGUAUUCCUUAGUUUAUCAGAAAGCAACUCCUACAACAACAAUUGGUGGAAAACUUCCUGUUUAUGUUACACCUGCUCCUUAUGGUUUGGUUAUAAUCUAGGAAUGGUGGGGACUAAACUCUUCCAUUUGUAAAACAGCUGAUAUCAUGAGUACUUAUGGGUUUAAGUGCGUUGUACCUGAUUUGUAUAGAGGGAAAAUUGCUAAGGAUACUGAAGAAGCAGGACAUCUACUUUCUGGAUUAGAUUGGAAAUAAGCUUUAAUUGAUAUAGAAGAAUCAGCUCGUUAUUUAAAGGAAGAUUUGCAUUGCAAGAAAGUAGGAAUUUUAGGAUUCUGUAUGGGUGGAGCACUUAGCAUAGCAUCAAUUACAACCUCUAAAAUCAUCUCUGCUGCUGCACCAUUUUAUGGAGUCUGCGAUUUAAGCACAUUCAAAUUAUCUAAUGCGAAUGGACCUAUUCUCGCUUAAUUUGGUCAAAAUGAUGAUAUGGUAGGAUUUUCAUCAGUCUAAGAUGCCAAAAGAUUAGAAUCAACAGCAGUGUAGUAAGGAAAUAAAAGUUUGCAAGUGAAAAUCUGGCCUGGAGUUGGACAUGCUUUUUGUAACUAAGAUAGACCAGAGGUUUAUAAUUAAACCAUAGCUAAAUAAGCUUUAGAUUUAGCAGCAAAGUUUUUACAUGAAAAUUUAAAAUGA
This is a messenger RNA of Paramecium tetraurelia, 717 nucleotides long. RefSeq lists its product as uncharacterized. The transcript has a single exon. Lineage: Eukaryota; Ciliophora; Oligohymenophorea; Peniculida; Parameciidae. Gene Ontology annotation, molecular function: hydrolase activity. The record is from RefSeq and is a predicted model, not a curated record.